AUGGAAGAAAAUAAACAGAACCAAACUUUGUCACCCUCAAAGAAGCCGAAUCGUCAAAAACUUAGAAAGGAGCGUAAGGCAGCAAAACUGAAAGAAUUAGAACAAGAGGCAGAUGAAGAAAUAAAGAACCAAGUCAAUAUGAAAGAAGUUGAGUCGAAUUCUAUUAAUCAAAUUAUAUCUAAGUUAGGGUUUACUAUUAAAGAGAUAAAUCCAGAUGGUCAUUGGUAA
Molecule: messenger RNA, 228 nt
Organism: Entrophospora sp. SA101
Lineage: Eukaryota; Fungi; Glomeromycota; Glomeromycetes; Entrophosporales; Entrophosporaceae
Source: the annotation of a GenBank genome assembly